UGAUCAGAGUGAGUCCUCUCUGCGUCAGAGGAUCUUUGUUCAGAGUGAGUCCUCCUGCGUCAGAGGAUCUUUGAUGACAGUGAGCAGGAUGGCAGGCAGCGCGUGGAGGUCACUGCUGACACAGGUGGUGGCGGGGUCCGCCAGGAGACCCGCCCUCUCCUCAGCUUCCUUCUCCAGAGGGAUGCAGACAGUCACUCUGAUUCCUGGUGACGGGAUUGGACCGGAGAUCUCCACUGCGGUCAUGAAGAUCUUUGAGGCUGCAAAGGCUCCCAUCAGGUGGGAGGAGAGGAACGUGACGGCCAUCAAGGGUCCUGGCGGCAGGUGGAUGAUCCCUCCUGAUGCUAAAGAGUCGAUGGACCGCAGUAAGAUCGGACUCAAAGGACCUCUGAAGACGCCCAUCGCCGCGGGUCACCCCUCCAUGAACCUGCUGCUCAGGAAGACCUUUGACCUUUACGCCAACGUGCGACCCUGCGUCUCCAUCGAGGGCUACAAGACUCCAUACACCGAUGUCGACCUGGUCACCAUCCGAGAGAACACGGAGGGAGAGUACAGCGGCAUCGAACAUGUGAUUGUUGACGGCGUCGUUCAGAGCAUCAAACUGAUCACAGAGAACGCCAGCAGACGCAUCGCUGAGUAUGCCUUUGAAUAUGCCAGAAACAACCAAAGAAACAGCGUGGUGGCCGUCCACAAAGCCAACAUCAUGCGGAUGUCAGACGGUCUGUUCCUGAGAAAAUGUCGUGAGGUGGCUGAAAACUACAAAGACAUCAAGUUCACAGAGAUGUACCUCGACACCGUGUGCCUCAAUAUGGUUCAGGAUCCCACCCAGUUCGACGUUCUGGUGAUGCCCAACCUGUACGGAGACAUCCUCAGUGAUCUGUGUGCUGGUCUGAUCGGAGGACUCGGGGUCACUCCCAGCGGGAACAUAGGAGCGAACGGAGUCGCCAUCUUUGAAUCGGUCCAUGGCACCGCCCCUGACAUCGCCGGUAUGGACAUGGCGAACCCCACAGCUCUGCUGCUCAGUGCUGUCAUGAUGCUGCGUCAUAUGGGUCUCCAUGACUACGGCAACAAGAUCCAGACGGCGUGUUUCGACACCAUCAGAGACAAGAAGGUGCUGACGAAGGACCUGGGAGGAAACUCCAAGUGUUCAGAGUUUACAGCUGAAAUCUGCCGUCGUGUCCAGGACCUGGAGUGAAGCUGUAGAGGCGGAGCAGCUGUGGGAGUCUCUCUGCUCCUCCCGCCUCCUCCUGCCUCCUCCUGUCUCCUCCUGCUGACUGGUUGUAUCUCUGGAGCUGCAGGGACGUGUCAGCGGGGGGGGUUCCUGGGUUCUGUUUUUACAUGAAGAAAAGAGUGAUAUUGUUUUCUUCAGAGGUGUGGAGGGGUGGGGCUACUGCAUCGGGGGCGGGGCCUCUUCAGCACCUACCUGGCUAGUUAACAUGCUUAUACAUUCGCAGCAAACAUACGCACAGAUGUCACAUGACCAAGUCUGGAUGAUACCAGAGUGUGUGUAAUAUUAAUAAUGAUAUCAGUGCUCUGCUCUGUCGUCUGGACACUUUGGAUUUUUGUUAUUUUUUUAACGGUAACUUAUUUAUUGUUUCCUGUUACUGUCUCAAGCCGCCGCUCCUCAGGCUCACAUAUAUCAGACCUUAUUAAGGAGGACUGAGCUGCUGUCUCUCUGUCGCUCUUCUGUCUCCACACAAACAUCAGGCUUCUCAUGAACUAACAGCUUUAACACAGUCACUCAUUAAAGGGCUUUUCUCAAAGACUCACA
This is a messenger RNA of Epinephelus lanceolatus (giant grouper), 1768 nucleotides long. RefSeq names its product isocitrate dehydrogenase [NAD] subunit alpha, mitochondrial-like. Gene Ontology annotation, biological process: tricarboxylic acid cycle; isocitrate metabolic process. Gene Ontology annotation, cellular component: mitochondrion. Gene Ontology annotation, molecular function: isocitrate dehydrogenase (NAD+) activity; magnesium ion binding; NAD binding. The record is from RefSeq and is a predicted model, not a curated record. Lineage: Eukaryota; Metazoa; Chordata; Actinopteri; Perciformes; Serranidae.